Molecule: messenger RNA, 4357 nt
Organism: Agrilus planipennis (emerald ash borer)
Lineage: Eukaryota; Metazoa; Arthropoda; Insecta; Coleoptera; Buprestidae
Gene: arr
Product: low-density lipoprotein receptor-related protein 6
Exons: 13
Coding region: 288-4286 (1332 amino acids)
Molecular function (GO): protein binding
Source: RefSeq, a predicted model, not a curated record
GGUAUGUGUAGUUGUUACGUGAAGCUCUACGUUUUGUUUAUAUUUAUGUACACAAACAUGAAACCAAUUAAUUUUACCAGUUUAAAGUAAAUAUAAUUCACAAAUACAUUUCAAAAAAAAUAUUUUAUACAUACCUACGUUAAGAUUGUUAGUAUUAGCUGAUAGUGUGUAAUAAUUCACGGGUGGUAUUUUUAAUGUAGUCGAUGGCCAAAACAACUGAAGAAGUAAAUUAAUGUUAUUGUUAUUGUAACAAUAGUUAGUUUUAGAAGCAUGUAGUUUAAAAACAAAUGAAUACUUUUCAAAUGAUUAGCCGGUUCCAAUGGUUGGAGAUUCUCAUUUGUUUGCUGAUAGCUAAUGUUCAAGUAACAUAUUGUGAUGAACCCUUACUGUUGUAUUCCACAAAAAAGGAUAUACGAAUAGCAAAUAGUGCAAAAACCAAUAAUACAAAAAUUAAACCUGUUGUUCUUAUUCGAAAUUUAACUGACGGAGCAGCAUUAGACUUUCAUUAUGCAGACAAAAAAAUAUGCUGGACAGACCACAAUCUUGAAAGUAUACAGUGUGCAACCUAUGAUGGAGUGGAAACAAAAGAUAAGAUUGAAAUAGUUACUAGUGGUAAUGGUUUGCUUUCACCAGAUGGACUAGCAUGUGAUUGGUUUACAAAUAAAUUAUAUUGGAUGGAUAGUGAAACCAAUCGCAUAGAAGUUGCAACCAUGACUGGGUUAUAUCGUAAAGUCCUUUACUGGACAGAUAUUGACCAGCCACGAGCCAUAGCUCUAGUUCCUAUGAAAGGUUUUAUGUUUUGGUCUGACUGGGGAGAAGUCCCUAAAAUAGAAAGAGCUGGCAUGAAUGGAGAUCCAUCUACUAGAAAAGUUAUAGUUUCAGAAAAAAUUUUUUGGCCAAAUGGUCUAACUAUUGAUUAUGAGGCAGAAUUAGUUUACUGGAUCGAUGGAAAAUUGUUGUUCAUAGAUGUAAUGGAUUAUAAUGGACGAAACAGGAAAACAAUAUUGAGAAAGGGGCUUGAAUAUCCUUUUGCAUUAGCACAAUUUCAGAAUAAGUUCUUUUGGACUGAUUGGAAAUCAUGGUCUAUCCAUGUUUAUGAAGCGAAUACGACAAUGGAACCAAAGGAAUUUAUCCACUCGGACUUUGUCCCGAUGGAUAUUCAUAUGUGGGAUGCUCGUCUCCAACCACAUCUACCUCACCCUUGUGAACGAGACAACGGCAAUUGCUCGCACUUGUGUCUCCUUGCGCCUUACCCUCCCGGUUACUCAUGCGCAUGUCCCAUUGGUAUCAAACUCAUAGAUAACCACACAUGCGCAAGCGGUCCCCAAGAAUUACUUAUACUUGCGCGACGCACAGACAUAUGUAUAAUAUAUUUAGAUUCCCCGGAUUACACUCUCAAAAUCCUACCCCUUACGGACAUAAAAUACUCAAUUGCGGUCGAUUAUGAUCCUGUGGAAGAUUAUAUUUAUUGGACAGACGAUGAGGUCAAAAAAAUUCAACGUGCUCGUUUAAAUGGGACGAAUCAAACGGACGUAAUCGUGUCGGAAAUAUCUUAUCCUGACGGGAUCGCAGUAGACUGGGUGGCACGCAAUUUGUAUUGGACUGAUGCGGGAAUAGACAGGAUCGAAAUGUCGCGUUUGAACGGGUCUUAUCGUAGAGUUAUUAUUAGUGAAGGUCUUCUUGAUCCUAGAGCGAUCGCUGUUGCUCCUGAAUUAGGUUGGAUGUUUUGGUCAGAUUGGAACGAAAAAAGUCCUAAAAUAGAGAGGUCUAACUUGGAUGGCAGUGAAAGAGAAAGUAUUGUAGAGAAGUAUUUAGGAUGGCCUAAUGGUAUUACUUUAGAUUUGAACUUGAUGAAAAUCUACUGGUGUGAUGCCAAGUUGGAUAGAAUUGAGUACUCAAACAUGGAUGGAUCUGAUAGGCGGGUUUUAAUUAGUGAUAAUUUACCCCAUAGUUUCGGAUUUAGCUUAAUGGGCGAUUUUCUGUAUUGGACUGAUUGGCAAAGAAGAGCUAUUGACAGGGUCCAUAAAGAAACAGGGGGUGGCCGAGAAAUAAUAAUCGACCAAAUAGCCAAUGUAAUGGGUCUCAAAGCGAUAAGAUUGGGGGAAGUACGCAGUAGUAAUCCGUGUGGUGUGAAUAACGGAGGUUGUUCCCAUAUUUGCCUUUAUAGACAUAAUAAAACCUACGUUUGCACGUGCCAAAUAGGCUACGAAUUAACCAAAGAUCGUCAUAAGUGCGUUGUACCUGAAGCUUUUUUAUUAUUUACGCACAAAGACAGUAUUGGAAGAAUCAGCAUCGAGAAUGAAAACAACGAAAUGGCAAUACCAGUGACUGGUAUUAAAUACGCCAGUGCUGUAGAUUUUGAUAUUGCCAAUAAGCGUAUUUAUUGGAGCGAUAGCAAACAGAAGGUCAUAAUGAGAGCCUACAUAAACGGAUCUGAUCCUCAACGAGUAAUAGAAUUAGGUCUUAUGUCUCCCGAUGGUAUUGCUGUUGAUUGGCUUGCACAAAAUAUAUACUGGGCCGAUUCAACUGCAAAUCAUAUUGAAGUAGCCCGUUUGGGGGGUUCGAGUCGACGCACUCUUUUGUGGAGAGAUAUUGAUAACCCUCGUAGUAUAGCCUUGCACCCUCAAGAAGGUUAUAUUUAUUGGUCAGAAUGGGGACGACUAAGAAGUAUUAAGAAAGCCGCAAUGGAUGGCACGAAUCCACAAACCCUAAUAUUAAAUGCUUUCUCUGCAACCGGUUUAACAAUAGAUUAUGAAGAGAAACGUUUAUUUUGGGCAGAACCAAAUACUCCAGCAAUUAUGUCGUCUGAUUUGAAUGGUUUGGAUAAACGAAUUAUAGUCAAAGAAGAUAUUGUCAGACCUAACAGUCUUACUUUGUACAAAGAUUAUAUUUAUUGGAGCGAUGAAUCCACAGGAGAAAUAUCAAAAGUAGAAAAAUCAUCUGGACUAAAUCACACAAAAAUUCAUUAUAUGCAAGAAAAAGUAACAGAUCUGCUUGUAUUUCAUUCAUCUAGACAAAAAGGGUUUACUCAGUGUGCUGUAAAUAAUGGAGGAUGUUCGCAUUUGUGUUUGGCACGCCCUUCUGAGACUUCGGAUGAUGAUGUAUCAUUCACAUGCGCGUGUCCUACACAUUAUACUCUACAAAAUAAUACAUGCACAGCACCAAAACAGUUCAUGCUAUACAGUCAAAGGAAUCUAGUCGUUCGCCUUUUACCCGAUACAUCAGAUUGUACUGAAGCGUUUAUUCCCGUUCAAGGCUUGAAAGGCGUAAAGGCAAUCGAUUUUGAUCCAGUGAAUCACUAUUUAUACUGGAUCGAAGGAAAGACUCAUUCGAUUAGGAGGGCCUUAGAUUCAGGACUUCACAUGUCCGUUGUAGUACCAGGUAGUCAAAACCAACAUCCUUUUGAUAUCGCGAUCGAUGCUAUUGGUCGUUUACUGUUUUGGUCUUGUGCUGCUCAGGAAGCUAUUAAUGUUACACGAUUAGAUAACAAUUCCGCUGUUGGAGUUGUUGUGCAGAAGGAGGGAGAGAAACCUAGACUAUUAGCAAUACACCCUACAAAAAGAUUAUUAUUUUACACUAAUGUUGGGACCGUUCCAUCUCUCAUUCGUACAAGAAUGGAUGGAACACAGAAGAUUGUGAUUUUUAAAGGAUCUGACAUAGCAGCUAUUGCUGUAGAUGCUGAAAAUGAAUUGAUUGUCUGGGCUCAAGGACAGAAUAUUUAUAUGAGCAAUAUUGAUGGAGACAAUCACUACGUCGUUUUAAAUGAAAGCAACUCAAAAAUAACGCAGUUAACAAUCUAUUCGGGUUGGUUGUACUGGCUGGACAAGCAAAUCCAGCAACUACAAGGCCGGGAAUUGAAAACAGGUGGUUCACAUUCAGUCGUCAUAAGCCACGCAUCCCUCGUCGAUCUAGUUUCCGUCAAACUUCUUGAUCGUAAUCACUCUUGUGCACAAUACCCUCGAAGGUGUUCUCACCUGUGCGUGAUGAACGGCACAAGUGCUGCCUGCGCAUGUCCGCACGGUCUUGCUUUACAAGAUGACAAACGAACUUGUGCCGCAUUGCCAGAUUGUGGUAACGAACAUUUUACUUGUUCUACGCAAACACAGAGUAUUAAAGACUGUAUACCGUUCGCAUGGAGAUGUGAUGGUCAGAUGGAUUGUGAGGAUGGGUCGGACGAGGCGGGAUGUCCCACAUGUCGAAACGAUCAGUUUCGUUGCCUUAAUGGCCAAUGCAUCGAAAGGUAUUUUUUUUUAUUUUUGACCGCACAGUUAAUUACAUACGUCUGACCACAUUAGAGCUUUCAGCAGCACUAUUUUCUGCCUAACCUGUGUAGUAAUUUUUUAUAUGUCAUAAAUAU